AUGGCUUCUGGAAAUUUCUCCAAUCGGUCUAUAAGAAGCCCCUCUUCCUCCACGCCCUCCACUCCACAGACACCUACUCCUAAUGCAUUCUCCUUCCUCAACAGCCGUCCUCCCAAACCUGACCGUGCUCGAGAAGACAUCAUCUUAAAACAAAGAAAAAGACGUGCUGAGGACGUCUGGGACCACUUUCGAAAGCCACAAGAGGACGAAGACAAGAGAGGAAAGGAUGGACAGUCAUUAAUGUACUGCAAAAUUUGCAAUGGAAGGUGGUCUACUGCGAUUACGACAAAUGCACGUGGCCAUCUUGCGAACAAGCAUCAAAUAUACAUUGAGGUUGCAGAGCCAAAGGGCAAGAAACCACGCCAAUUAGCCCUCGAUAUCUCGUUUCAAAAUGCUACACAGAAGCUAGCGGAAAGGGACAGUUUCGAGUUGAGAGAGAAGCUCCGCAACGCUAUUGACAGGGACGCUUUUUAUGAAGCACAGAUCCAGCUCAUUACUCGCCGCCGGAUGGCAUUUAAUUGUGUUGAAUGGGCUGAAUAUCAAGCACUCCUCAUGUCUAUUAACCCAGAAGUCGAAAGCCUCCUUGUCGAAUCACAUUCAAGCAUCCCAAUCCAUAUUGAGCGCAGCUUCCGCAAGCAUUAUGGAACCGUCAAGAGCCGGCUCCAAAAUGCUAGGUCUCAAAUUCACUAUAGUAUCGAUCUCUGGAAAUCACCAAACCGCAAAUCAUUCCUCGGCAUUUGCGCACAAUUCGUUGAUAAUGAGUACGUUCUUCGAAAGGCGCUGUUGGCACUUCCACAGUGCCGCUUUUCACAUAGUGGUGAGACAAUGGCAGCCCACAUUCUUGAUGCGAUCAAAGCUUAUGAGAUUGCCGAAAAUACUGGAUAUAUUGUUGGGGAUAAUGCUUCAAGUAAUGACACUUGUGUUGCGGCCAUUGGAAGAGAGCUUAUCAAACUGGGAAUUGAAUUUGAUGGGAAGAAGCGCCGUAUUCGUUGUUGUGGUCACAUCAUCAAUCUCUCUCUUGAAGCCUUUCUUUUUGCAAGCACUGUCGAAGCACUCGAAGCUGCUAUCGAGGCUGCAAAGGAAGAGGCAGACCUCACCAUUGUAGAGGCAUUACAAGAACAACUUCGAGAAAAGCAAGGUAAGAAAGGCAAGAAGAAACGACUGGGUGAUGAGGCUGGAUGGCAGUCAAUCAGUGCACUCAGUAAUCUCCAUACUAUCGCCGUCUUCAUUCGCUCCUCAUCGAUCCUUUCAGAUGAAUGGGAGACAUUAGCCGGCAAAACGUUAGGCAUUGAUAAUGUCACCCGAUGGAAUUCAUGGUUUAAUCUCAUUAAAACAGCGGUUGAGAAGCAAGCAAAGUUGAUGAUCUUCUGUCAAAACCAUCAUAAAGAACUUGGACCAGCAGUUCUCUCGCCUCAAGAUUGGGAGACUCUUAAAAUUACUCUGGAGUUCUUACAGCCCUUCUCUCAAGCGACGCUUAUUCAAGAGUCAAAAUGGUCAUCUCUUGAUCAGGCACUCUGGACGAUGGAUGUACUGUUUAAGCAUUACGAGCAAGCGAAGGCCAAGUACGCCCAUAACUCCCAUAUAGUCAACUCCAUCAAUAUGGGCUGGUACGUACUUGACAAGUAUUACAAAUGUUCUGACGAAGCUCCCGCCUACACUACUGCUCUCCUCCUCCACCCUAUGCGCCGAAAAAAGUAUAUUGACCUUCAUUGGGAUCCAUCUUGGUGUGGGCCAGCCCUCAGAGCAGCGAGGGAGGUCUGGGCAAAGUACAAAGAUCUGCCACUUCAAGAAAAUGCAAACCGGGGGGCGAACGGCAGCCAUGAGCUCUCAGAGUUUGACAAGCUUGCGCAAGAGCUUGAUGUUACUGAGGAUGACGGUGAGGAUGAAUUUGAGAAGUUCGUUACAUCGUCGCCACAUAAGAUUACCUGCUCCCCUUUACAAUGGUGGUGUAAAGAAGAACAGAGAUUGGAGUACCCUCGUCUCCACAAAAUGGCUAUUGACAUUCUCUCUAUCCCGCCAAUGUCAGACGAGGCAGAACGUGUCUUUUCAGGUGUUAGACGUACAAUCUCUUGGGAUAGGGCAAGGCUAGGCGCUUGGAUUGUGGAGAUGACAGAGCUUUUAGGGAAUUGGAAUAAGAAUGAUCUUAUUCGAGUUCUGCAUGUACUAACUGGCGAAGAUGAUGAGCCUGCUCUGAAGAGAACUGAAGAAGAUGCCGGUCUAUCGCCUCCAAAUGACAGAUCCGGAACCCAGCCUACAUCGUCGGAGGGGUCACGGCAAUGUCAUACAGCGAGGACGUUAUUUGAAUCCUCGAUUAGCCAGCCGCGUGUAGAGCUUGGAACGCCAUUGCCGCCGACCCAACGAAGCUCAGGGCUCUUCCGGACACUGGCUCCCUCACUCCCCGCACAGCGAACGAGCCAUCGGAUGGUCCCACUGUCUGAUCCAGCUACUAUCCGAAGCAGCACAACCAGUGUGGAUCACGCUUACUUGGCAACUAGAUACCGCAAAGGGGGGAAGGACUCGCAAGAUAACCCUUCCACAGCCUGGGCGAGGGUCAAACUGGCCGCUAUCCAGCGCGACCAUCGUUCGCGACGCCGUGUAGGGGAAACUGUAUCACUGACGCCCACCGCAGCUCAGCUGGGCAACUCUCCAGGUUCGGAAGUUGCUGGAGAAGGUAUCUACCACUGUGCUGCGGCUGGCAAGUCCCACAUUGACGCCGAGGACUAUGCCAACAUACUUCUCUCGCCCGCUCGACCACGCAGGUAUCUCGAGCAAUUGGGGAUCGAGCCGGAUUCCGAACCGGGUGAGGAAGACGAGGACGGUGACAGGGACAAUGAUUCUGUGGAUAGAAGCCCUCUUCGCCGUCGGCCGCUGCAGCCGUCCGCAAAGUUAAGGCGAGGCCGCCGUGGUCCCGCUCCAGGAACAGGGGGCCGGCCAAGAAGGUCUCGGAGGGAAUCAGGAACACGAUCGUCGAAACCGCAACGACGUCUUCGGAGUCCAGUGAUAAUUCCACCGGAAGAAUUGGCGGUCUUCCAUGCACAAGAUUCGGUGUGGAAUGGCGACCUCGAUGCUUGCGCCUUGACCGACCGUGAUAAAACCACCCUGCGCGAGUUCUGGACUAAACUUGACAAUGACCAGAUGGAAUACUGCAGCCGAUGCCGCGAGUGUUGGUUUCAGAUGGAAAUAGAUUAUGACGGUAUUUGCUCGCGUUACUAUCGGAAGGAUGAAAAGCGUGCCCCCGACGAGCCUCAUUUCUUCUCUGCCGAAAAUCAACUUGACUUUGGCCCGGUACCGGCCCGAUUGCCCGAGCUCACGCCUACAGAGGAAUCAUUGAUUGCUCGCGUCCACGUCCACGUGAACAUCAUGCUGGUGCGAGGGCAGCAGUACAAGUAUCGAGGGCAUGUCGUUCACUUUCUUCGCGAAGUUGGCUUGGUGUACAACCAGCUCCCGCUCUUGCCCCCGGAGUUGAACACGGUGUUGCUGCGUCCUGCCAACACGUCUUCACACGCCAAUCUCAGCCGGCAAUUUACCCGCCAGUUUCGUGUGCGCCGCCAAGCGGUUAUGAUAUGGCUUAACUACCUCCGCCAUCAUCAUCCCGGCUAUCGAUGCAUCGUCAUCGACGAUGAGCGACUGAGCCAACUGCCCGAGGACGGCAAUGUGGUGGACGCCAUCCCGCAAAGUCAGGUGGAAGCUGCCGAUGUGGGACCGGAGGAGCAUCAGGAGGCAGAGCCUGAUCUAGAGGACGCGGCUGCUGUGCCUGACCUGUUGGCCAAGGACACAGAGCUCGAUGCCCUGCGGUCUAUUCUCGCUGGCGAACCAGAAGCGAAUGCAAGGCUUCCUCUUGCCACAGGCACCCAGGGGCGGACGCAGCACGAGCUGCGGCUCCCGCAUAUACGGCACACACCGAUCAAUGAGUUCAAUCGCUCUCAUGCCCUGCUCUCCUUCGCAUUCCCCGGCCUCUUUCCAGACGGCAGAGCCGACUUUGUGGAGCCUCGCUUGCGGUCGAUUGAGUACAAGGAUUACAUCGAGCACGCGAUGCGGUGGCACGACGGGCGUUUUGCACGGCAUCCGACCUUCCGUUUUGUGGCAUUCAACACCCUGAUGCGGUCCCAAGCACCGGCGCGGUCGAAAUUCUUUGUGAAGCAACAUGAUGGCACUCGAGAACCGCUCACGCGAGACCAGCUUAUUCAGGCACUCGAACACAGCGAGGAUCCCGAGGCGCAGGUGCUGGUCAACUCGAUCACAAGGCAUGCGGUGUCGAUUCGCGGUACGCGACCCUUUUGGAACAGAAAGAGGCAGGACCUCGAAGCGUAUGCCUACAGCCUGGGCUGCCCUGGCGCAUUUAUUACAUUUAGCCCGGCCGACUUGCACUGGCGGAGCCUCUACCAACACAUGCCCCGAUAUGGAGAAUGGCUGCGAGCGUCCGAGCCGGGAAGGAUGGCAUUGUCACGACACCUAUUGCGUCAGAACCCUCACAUUGCUGCUUUCCACUUCUACCGCCGAUACUGCUUCUUUCGAGAUAUCGUGUUGCGUAAGAAGUUCAACGUCACGGAUUACUGGGAUCGGUAUAAAUGGCAAGGGCGUGGUAGCCCGCACAAUCACGGUCUGUACUGGAUGCCGGAGAGCCCGGCCGCCGACAUGGAGGACGAAGCUGCUCGUGACAUAUUUGCACGCACGUGGGGCUUCCACAUCACGGCCGUGAACCCGGAACCCCGUAGAACUGUGCCUCAGGGGGAGGGUAAUCCGCUGAGCGUAGAUCCGCUGGGCGUGGAGAUGACAUUCCUGCGGCUCUCGCAAAUUGUCAACCGCUGUCAGCGCCACGGGUGCAAUACCACGUAUUGCUUGCGUGUCAGAAAAGGAAGCGGUGACCUGGCCAGGGACAUGGAAGGAGCUGCUGCCGAUAUUGAGGCGGCCAACGAGUCGAAUCCCGAAAGGGAGUGCCGUUUUGACUUUCCCCGUGCCUUGCGGGAACUGGCCGCGGUCAUCAGGAAGGAAGGCAAGUCGUACUACAUCUUCGAGGCGGCCCGCAACGACAACCUCAUGAACCACUUCAACCCUGCCAUCAUUCUGGGAUGGCUGGCCAACAUUGACGUAUCUCCAUGCACCAGCUUACAAGCAGUCAUUACAUACGCUGCCAAGUAUUGCAGCAAAUCGGAGAAGAAGACCGAGCCUUACUGUAAGCUUGCAGACCAGGUUUUGCCGCACACGGCACACCAUCAACCCUUAUUGUCCUUCUCCUCUCGUCUUAUGAAUAAGUUGAUUGCCGAGAGAGAUUACUCAGCGCAGGAAAUUUCCCACUUGCUGCUCAACAUCCCUCUGCAGGAAGGGACUCGGAUGGUUGUGUACGUCGACUGCCGCCCGUUGGAGCAGCAUGUGCGGUCGUACCGUGUCGACGAUGACGUGAGUGAGGCUGUGGGCAGCUACCGGAAAUAUCUGCAGAGAAAUGACCAGCAUGAGAGUAUUACUUAUCUCGAGUAUUUGCAAUCGUACAAUCUCAAGACGUGGAGGAGACUCGGUGCGAACGCGAAGAAGAGGGUUCUGUCCUACUUUCCUCGCUACAGACCUCUGGAAGCUUCAGCCCAGUUUCAUGACUUCUGCCGUGUCAAGUUGAUGAUGGCCCAUCCGCAUCGCUCACCGGAGGGUUUGCUUGCUGUGGACGGGCAGUGGUUUGAGUCCUUUGUUGAAGCGUACCAGUGCUGCCGGCAGCGACACCAUUUCCAUGAGGACGACCAUUAUGGGGAGGAAGAAGACAUCGACGUACUUGGCCGGCGAGAUAUCGACGUGAAUUAUGACUGGACUCCUCACGUUGGACGGUAUACCGAUGAUGGUAUUCUCACCGGCAACUACUGGAAGCAACGCAAAGCGGGAAACCCCCUUGACCUUGAUGUGGAUCAUCAGCCCUUGGAAGCCCGCGGUUCCUUAAAUCGAGAGCAGCGCCUAGUGUACGAUACGGUGAUGGACCACUUUCUGAAUCAGGAACCUUCCCAGCUGUUACUCCAUGUGGAUGGUGGCGGUGGCACGGGUAAGUCAUAUCUCAUCAACCUGCUCUCGGCGCAUCUCCAGGCCGCGACUUGCGGGAGAAGGACACCUGUCUGGCGUGCCGCACCGACGGGCGUCGCGGGGAAUCAGAUAUCAGGCACCACUUUGCACUCGCUGCUUCACCUCCCGAUCAACAAGGACUUUAGGCCGCUCUCCACCAUCGACAAGGCCGAGCUCCAGAAGAAGCUGAAGGAUAUUCAAUACCUGAUUAUCGCCGAGAAAAGCAUGCUGGGACUGCGCCAGCUAUCCUGGAUCGACGACCGUCUCCGCGAGGCGUUUCCGCAUAGGAACGAGGAGUUCUUUGGUGGACUCAAUAUCCUUUUGGUGGGCGACUUUUUUCAGCUUCCUCCUGUUCUGCAGAAACCGCUUUACUACGACAAAGAGGUGCAGGGAAUAGAGAUCAAGGGAAGGAACGCGUAUAUGCGCUUUGAUAAGACUGUCUUCCUGAGCAUUGUUCAGCGGCAGUGCGGCGAUGACCAGGCGGCCUUUCGCAAGGCUCUCGGUGAACUGCGGCUGCUCCAACUAUCUUUAGAGUCCUGGAAACUUCUCUCUGGCCGCGUGCAGGCAAAGCUAGACGAUCAAGAGGUCGCCAGUUUCGCCGACGCCUUGCGGGUAUACGCCACGAAAGACCGGGUGUACGAAUAUAAUCAUUACCACCUUGACCGUCUCGGCCGGCCAGUCAUUCAGGUCAAGGCUAAGAACGUCGGCCCCGGUGCGGCUGCUGCUCCGGACGACAAGGCGGGUAACCUUGCGAAACAGGUCCCUGUAUGCAUUGGCGCCCGUCUGAUGUUGACGUGCAACCUCUGGCAACAAGUUGGCCUCUGCAACGGCGCUCGUGGCACAGUGUACGACAUUGGCUGGGCACCUGGGGCUGACCCCAUCCGAGACCAACCGUGUGUAAUCAUGAUGGAGUUUGACAAAUACUCUGGACCGGCGUUCCUGACCACCGCGGAUGGCAGGAAGAUCGUUCUGAUUCUGCCAGUAGACAGGGACUUCCUCGUUGGAGCCACACUUUGCACUCGCACUCAGUUUCCCCUGAUCGUAUGCUACGCCAUUACGGUUCAUAAGUCGCAGAGCAUCACGGAAGACAGGAUUGUGACAGAUCUAUUCUACCGCUUGCACCACUGCUCUAAGAUGCAAGGGGUGACAUAG
Molecule: messenger RNA, 7188 nt
Organism: Pochonia chlamydosporia 170
Lineage: Eukaryota; Fungi; Ascomycota; Sordariomycetes; Hypocreales; Clavicipitaceae
Product: ATP-dependent DNA helicase PIF1
Exons: 5
Coding region: 1-7188 (2395 amino acids)
Biological process (GO): telomere maintenance; DNA repair
Molecular function (GO): DNA helicase activity; DNA binding; protein dimerization activity
Source: RefSeq, a predicted model, not a curated record